Salarias fasciatus (jewelled blenny) is the source of this 3125-nucleotide messenger RNA. RefSeq names its product family with sequence similarity 133 member B (gene fam133b). The transcript is spliced from 8 exons. The coding region runs from base 112 to 981 and encodes 289 amino acids. NCBI's taxonomy places the organism in Eukaryota, Metazoa, Chordata, Actinopteri, Blenniiformes, Blenniidae. The record is from RefSeq and is a predicted model, not a curated record.
GAAGAACCUCAGCGAAGCGUCACUGGCUCUCUGUGGUGGCUAGCUCGAUGCUAACAGACAACACUCAUGUUGUUCCCUUUCUUAAUGGUUUAUCCUUGUUAUUGACUCGACAUGGGCAAGAGAGACAAUCGAGUGGCUUACAUUAACCCGAUUGCUGCCGCCCGAGCCAGAGGGCCGAUACAGAACUCCGGACCGACCAUACAGGAUUAUCUCAGCAGACCUCGGCCAACAUGGGAGGAACUCAAGGAGCAGUUGGAAAAGAAGAAAAAAGGUUCUCGUUCCCUGGCUGACUUUGAAGACAAAAUGAAUGAAAAAUGGAGGAAAGUUCUUGCAAAAAACAGGGAAAAGUUGCUCGGUGCCGGUGAGAAGGAAAAAGAAAAGGACAAAAAAGUGACAGACAAAGAAAAAGAGGAGAAGAAAGAGAAAAAAGAGAAAAAGAAGAAAGAAAAGAAGAAGUCAAGCAGGGUGAGGAGAGACCUCCAGUGUGUUACUGGUGGUCGGUGCCACUCUGUUAUUCAGAACACAGUACACACACACUCUUUCACUGUAAAUCAUUAUAUUUAUUUGUCUUUGAAACAAGCGAAUAUUCUCAAGUCUCAUGAACCCUGCUUUCAUUGUGUUUUGGUCAAGCAUUCUUCAUCUUCCUCUUCUUCAUCGAGUUCUGAUUCCUCUAGCAGCUCCUCGUCUGAGUCUGAAGAUGAGGAAGAAAAGAAGAGCAUGAAAAAGAAACGGAAGAAAAAGAAGUCGUCUAAUCGGAGAGCAUCGGACCCCUCAGAGGAAGAAUCCGAUGGAGAAAGCAAGAAAAGGAAACGAAUCAAGGAAGAAGGCGACAAAGAAAAGCAGGACGAACGGGGUCGUAGGAAGAAGAGGAAGGCCGACAGAGGUCACAGGGACUCCUCAUCAGAGUCGUCUGCGGACACAGACGGGGAAGAGGUACUGAAAUCUUUUUCGGGACGUGUUGAUUCAGUUGAAAAAGGUUAAAUUUGAUUUCCUCUUUAAGCUAUGUCAGCUUCUCAGUUUUGUCGGGAACUUAGUGACCGUUUUUCUGUAACAGUCUCUAUUUGCAUGUAAAGGAAAUGUCUGUCAGGCUUCAUUAGUGCUGAUACAAGGUGCGUGCGUGUGUGUGCGUACAUUCUCAAUAGUUCUCCAACUGUAAAUUAACGGCCAUUUACAGUCAGUCCAAUUUAGAUAAUGUUCUUCCUUUUCUUAGUUGGCACAAUCAAAAGCAAUACGCUUCAAAUAAAUACAACAUAAUUGCAAUAAGACAUUGAAUCUGCUGACCUUUGUGUAAAACAAUCUCGUACUGACUGAUUAUUGUUUAUAUAUAAAUUGGGAGUUUGGGUAAUUUGCUCAGUAUGGUUAGAUGCUGCGUUUUCUGAGGAUUAACACUUAAACUCAUCUACAAAACACAAUAGGGGGAAAGUGUCAACAAAGCCUAUAAACGGACAAUAGACUCACUUUAGUUGGCUGUGUGCGUGCACGUGCGUCUGUGUAACUCCUUAAAGCUUUUAAAAGUUCACCGUCCAUUCCAUAAAAAUUUAAUCUCAUCCCGCCAGACGUUCUUGUCUGAGAAUGUUAAAUAUCAGUGUCAGGGAAAAGUAUCGAUACGGUAAAUGGAUUUCACUUGUAUAGAUCUUUUCCUCUGACUCAGCAGCUCUUUAUAACGUCAGUCACGUUCACUGCGAUACAAGGUGCCCAACGUCCAUUGGAGCGGUUUGGGGUUCAAUGUCUUGGACAAGGAUACUUCUGCAUAUGAGCAGGGGGGAGAUGAGAUAUCAAACUGCCAACCUUGCGAUUGCUGAAACAACCUGAUUGACCAAUUUGGGCCCACACUUUUAAUAUGAAGGUAAAACUAUUUUAGUGAAAAUUAGAUUCAGGCUGUCAGCACACCAAGUGUGUACUGAAUUCUCAGUGACUUUACAGCCGAACCCAGCAUUUAUGCUUAAGGUGUUGGGAUCAUGUUCCCCGAUUGACCUCGUGUGCUCCAACCUGCCGCCAUUCUCCUCAGAGGAGCAGAAGCGGCUGCAUAUGUACUAGCCUCAAGGAUCUAUAGACAGGAUGAAAAGCUGAAGGAAAAGUGAUCAACUGUCUGCGUCUUAGACAAAGAACCGCUCGGGGAAGCCGCUCUCAAAUGAGUCUUGAUGUUGCAGCUAAGACAUUUGCCCAUUCGGUGCUUCCUUUGGCUCCACCCCAGUGAUUCUUGAUUCCAACAACUUGUUACAUCUGCACAGCCAUCCGGGAGUCAGGAUUUCCCAACGUGAGACAAGAGACGAACAAAAUGAAAGAGAACUUGCAUCACCCCAGUUCUCGGAGUAGCGCGAGUGUCUCACCAGACGACCUUCCUUGCUCAUUCGUAGCGAGAAGAAUAGCGGGAAGUGCAGCGUCAAGCCUUUUUAUCAGUGGAGGGUCUCCACCCUCCCUGACACUGACACGCUUGAUGACAGCCAAUAACGGCCAGCAGAAAGCAGCGGCAGCUCCUGAUGCGGUUACGCUCCCAGUGUGAGACACUCACUCGUGCUCCUCAGAGAACCGGCGUUACGCAAGCAACCUAAAGAUUUCUUCUCCAUGAAUCAGCGGACGCUCCCUGGUUUGUGCAUCUCCACUUCGGAGCCGUUCUUCCUGAGUUCCCGACACAGUCCGUUGGCUCCUUGGUGGAGUGACGGUGUCUUUUCGGUUCCAACCGCCGCACGCGAUUGUGGGAAAAUGUCUACGUUUGCUCCUUGCAAGAGUUUAAAAUCAGUUGAAAUAAGGAUUUGUUUGGAUUGUUGGAGGAACAACACUGUUCUUGCUGUACAGCACAGUUUCUAAUCACUGAACCAAACUUGAUUCAGUUGUCCAGUUCAUGUUCAGAUCAGAAGUCAAGCCUCACAGUUGGAGUGAAAGAUCUUUGUAACAUUAAACCAGUUCAGUUGCAUUAAAGGUUUCAUUUACCUGAAAUUUUAACUUGAGUUCAACUUUUUAUUUUGAGACGUGGAAAUGCAAGUUAGACACUCCGAUUUUCAAGACUUGCCACAAAAUUAACAAAUUGCUGUUGCAGCCACUUGUAGAAACUCCAAUAUUGUGAAAGAGUGAAUUUUAUAGACGGGAGACUAGUUUUACCAUUGACCCUCUGAACACUUUGAUUU